AUGAACGACCUUUUACUUCAUUCUUAAUCAUCAAAUUAUUUGACUGAAGAAGUUAUUAAUCAAGCUGCCAAAGAUCCAGAAACAAGAAACAAUAUCAUUAAAUUUGAAUAGUAAUAAAAUUAUUAAUAAAAUUAGUAAAUUGCUAUCAGUAUAUGCUCAUAAAUUUUCUAUCAUUUUAUUGCCUAAAACUGAAUAAAUUACAGGUAAAAACAUAAAACAAUAAAAUAGAAUGGCAUGGAUUGAUUAGCAUUUCUUAUGGGCUUUAUGCUAAAGGAAAAUUUAAAUUUUUAUUAAAUUUUCCAAAAACCUUUCCAGAAUCUAUUCCUAAAAUUAGAUUUCUUUAUCCUCUAUUCCAUCCUUUAAUUGAUGAAUAUAAUAAUGUAGAUGUAGAUACACUUAUUCCAAAAUGGAAAUAUGGAUAAGAUUGCAUGGUAUAUAAUUUAUUAAACAAACUCUAUGAAAUGUUUAUUGAUGUUAGUUAUUAUGAUUGUGUUACAUCAUUUAACCCAAGAGCUGCUUAAUUAUUUUCUAAUGAUAUAAAUUCAUAUGCUGAAGAAGUGAAAAAGCAAGUUGCCUAUUCUGAAUAAUAGCUUUACGAAAAUCGAGAUGAUUUCAUUCUUAAAGUAAUUCCUUCAAAUAACUAUUCAAGAUAAAAGAACCAAUUUAUAACACUCAAACAAUUCUUUAGAAAUUGUAAGAUAUCAACUCUUAAAAAAAUUUAUCAUUUGAUUAAAAGAAGAAAGAUCUACUAAAUUUCAUACUGUAAUAGAGUAAGCAAAAUAAUUUAUCAUAAUGA
Molecule: messenger RNA, 796 nt
Organism: Paramecium sonneborni
Lineage: Eukaryota; Ciliophora; Oligohymenophorea; Peniculida; Parameciidae
Source: the annotation of a GenBank genome assembly